Messenger RNA from Plutella xylostella (diamondback moth), 2501 nucleotides. RefSeq names its product Sphingosine-1-phosphate lyase (gene Sply). Gene Ontology annotation, cellular component: endoplasmic reticulum. Gene Ontology annotation, biological process: carboxylic acid metabolic process; sphingolipid catabolic process. The record is from RefSeq and is a predicted model, not a curated record. Gene Ontology annotation, molecular function: pyridoxal phosphate binding; sphinganine-1-phosphate aldolase activity. Lineage: Eukaryota; Metazoa; Arthropoda; Insecta; Lepidoptera; Plutellidae.
UUUGUUUCUUGUAGAAUAGGUAUAUUUCAAUUUAUUUCAAUACAGACUUGUAAUCUGAACCUUUUUUUUACAUUGUGCAUCAAGAUUUGUGAAUAUAGUGCUAUUGCCAGGGCGGAUUGAUUGUUUUAUAUUUCUUGUCGAUAAAAUAAGGUUUAGAGAAACUUUGCAACAAUGAGUGACCAUCAGCCGUGCAAAGCUAUAAACAAGUUGUUUGAGAAGAGAGAGCCAUGGCAGAUAGUUGGUAUCACAGCAUCCUCGGUGCUCGCCAUGGUGUGGGUUUAUGAUCUCAUGACUGGCAGAGAAAGUGCAACAGUUCGCAUGCGCAAAGAGUUCUUCAGAUGGGUGCGGAGGAUACCGAUGGUCCGCAGGAAGAUUGAGGAGAAGAUGGCAGAGAUCAACAAUGACUUCAGGAAGGAUGUCAGGAAACGACUGGCCGGAGUCAAUGUGAGACGGGAACUACCAUUGAAGGGGCUGAGUGCGGAACAAGUGGCCGAGGAAGUCAAAGAUCAUUUGAGCUUAGGCACAGUAGACUGGAAGGGCGGCAACGUCUCAGGCGCAGUGUACCACCUCAGCGAGGAAAUAUCUAAAGUUGCGUGCGACGCGUACGCUCUAACCGCUUACACCAACCCGUUGCAUGCUGACGUGUUCCCUGGGAUCAACAAGAUGGAGGCCGAGAUUGUGAGGAUGGCGGUCAACCUGUUCCAUGGUGAUGACGAGGCGUGCGGGACGGUGACAACAGGUGGAACAGAGUCUAUUCUAAUGGCAUGCAAGGCUUUCCGCGACCUCGCUCACAGUAAAGGCAUCAAGAACCCACAGAUGAUUGUGCCGUCGACUGUACACUCCGCUUUCGACAAGGCUGGGCAAUACCUCAAUAUUUCCAUCAAGACUAUUCCCGUGGAUCCGGUCACUAUGACCGUGGAUGUCGAGGCUGUGAGGAAGGCUAUUGGGUCUAGGACUUGCUUGAUCGUAGGCUCAGCGCCUAACUACCCGUACGGCACAAUGGACAACAUCGCCGCAUUGUCCCAGCUCGCAGUAGAAUACGAGGUGCCUCUGCACGUGGACGCGUGCCUUGGCGGCUUCGUGUCCGUGUUUAUGGAGGAAGCGGGGUAUCAGAUACCGCCUUUUGAUUUUAGACUGAAGGGCGUGGCUAGUAUUUCUGCUGAUACGCAUAAGUACGGCUACGCUCCCAAAGGCACGUCGGUAGUGUUGUACCGGUGCGCCGAGUACCGCCAGCAGCAGUACACCGUCACCACCGAGUGGCCGGGCGGCGUGUACGGCUCGCCCACUGUCAACGGAAGUCGUGCGGGCGGCCUUAUAGCAGCGUGUUGGGCGACCAUGAUGUACGUCGGCAAAGAACGAUACGUGCAGAUGACGAGGGAGAUCAUUGACACCGCCAGAUACAUCGAGAGAGAGUUACGUCUUAUCGAUGGUAUCUUCGUGUUUGGAAAGCCCGUGACCACAGUCAUAGGCUUUGGAUCAAAGAAAUUCGACAUUUUCAAAAUGGCCGACCUUCUGCACAAAAAGGGAUGGAGCUUGAACGCUCUACAGUUCCCAUCUGGGAUCCACAUUUGCGUGACCCACGCUCACACGCAGCCGGGCGUGGCGGAGCGUUUCGUAAAGGACAUCCAGGACACCACGGCCGCCUGCCUCAAGGAAAAGGGCAGUCCAGUGGAAGGAAAGAUGGCGAUUUACGGUGUCGCCCAGGAGAUAUCCGACAGGAGUCUGGUGUCAGACAUCACCAAGCACUUCAUUGACUCCAUGUACUAUUUGCCGAAGCCCGAUGAAGUUUAGUUUCACAUAAUUUUAUUCACUAUGUAAUACGUUAAAUAACUUUUGAUUGUGCUGCAUUAUUAUAUUUGAAAAGCCCAUGCUAAGCAUUCAGUAAAUAUUCAAAAUAUACGUAACAUCACUAACAAAUUGUAGAGGUUUGAUGAAGGCAAAUGGAUAUUUAUGUUAUAAAUUAAUCAAUCUGUAAACGUAUAUUCAGUUUUAUCUAGGUUCAAGUUUAUAUUAGUAGGUAAACUAACGAAGGACAAUAAUGUCAGAGUCAAGUAUUUUUGUAUAUUGUUAGUUGAAUCUGUAUUUUGAAUUAGAGAAAUACCUAAGUGCAUUUAGUAAUCGCGUUAUUAAGGAAUCUAGUAUUAGAAUGUCCUGAAAUAGAUAGGUAAGGUAAAACAUCAUUCCAGUCAAGUGCCUAGUAUUUUUAUAAUAUUUUGUAUAAUCCUGUAUAUUUUUUACGAUAAUGUUUACUACAGUAAGAAAUUGAGUUUCAAAUCGGUGUUAAUUUAUAAUCCACAUAAUAAUUGUAAAGGUUUCUGUAUGUUUUAUGGUAAGGUAGAACUAUGGUUUAGAAUCUGGCCUGAAAUUCAUAGCUAUAAGGUUUUCAGAAAAGAGAGAGAUGAUGAAUAUAUUUAUUGUUAUCACAAAAUUUUAAUGUAAUCUUAUGGUUAUCAUUUCCAUGAUGUAUAUAAAAUUGUGUUAAAUAAAAUAACUUUGUUGUA